GGGGCGGCGGUCAAGAUGGUGCCGAUGGAGACGCAGCUGCAGAGCAUCUUUGAGGAGGUGGUGAAAACAGAGGUCAUUGAGGAGGCUUUUCCUGGCAUGUUUAUGGACACACCUGAAGAUGAAAGAACCAAAUUAAUCAGUUGUUUGGGAGCCUUUAGACAGUUUUGGAGCAAUCUUUCUCAGGAAUCUCAUGAACAAUGUGUUCAGUGGAUUGUAAAAUUCAUACAUAACCAGCAUAGUCCUAAAAGAAUUUCUUUUCUGUAUGACUGUUUAGCAAUGGCUGUGGAGACUGGACUGCUGCCACCCAAGAUGGUUUGUGAAUCUCUGCUAAAUUCUGAUAACCUUGAAUGGGAAAGGACACAGCUUUGGUCUCUAACGUUUAAACUUGUCCGAAAAAUAAUUGGUGGCAUAGACUAUAAGGGUGUACGAGAUCUUCUGAAGGUUAUCCUAGAGAAAAUCCUAACUAUUCCUAAUACAGUGAGCUCUGCUGUUGUGCAGCAACUUUUAGCAGCAAGAGAGGUGGUUGCUUAUAUUUUGGAAAGGAAUGCAUGCUUAUUACCUGCCUACUUUGCAGUUACAGAGAUCCGAAAACUGUACCCUGAGGGGAAGCUUCCUCAUUGGUUAUUAGGCAGCCUACUAUCAGAUUUUGUGGAUUCCUUCAGACCCACAGCAAGAAUAAAUUCCAUCUGUGGAAGAUGUAGUCUACUUCCUGUGGUAAAUAAUUCUGGUGCUAUUUGCAAUUCCUGGAAGCUGGAUCCGACAACUCUUCGUUUCCCCCUGAGAGGCCUUUUGCCAUAUGAUAAGGAUCUGUUUGAGCCCCAAACGGCUUUGUUGCGAUAUGUGCUGGAGCAACCCUAUUCCAGAGAUAUGGUCUGCAAUAUGCUAGGUCUAAACAAGCAGCACAAACAGCGGUGUCCUGUGCUGGAAGACCAGUUGGUGGAUCUUGUGGUAUAUGCCAUGGAGCGUUCAGAGACAGAGGAGAAGUUUGACGAUGGGGGAACUAGCCAGUUGCUAUGGCAGCACCUUUCCAGCCAGCUCAUCUUCUUUGUACUUUUUCAGUUUGCAAGCUUUCCUCACAUGGUUCUGUCUCUCCAUCAAAAGUUGGCAGGAAGAGGCCUAAUCAAAGGCAGAGACCAUCUGAUGUGGGUAUUAUUGCAGUUUAUCUCUGGCAGUAUACAAAAAAAUGCAUUAGCUGACUUCCUCCCUGUUAUGAAGCUCUUCGAUCUCCUAUAUCCUGAAAAGGAAUGUAUUCCUGUGCCUGAUAUUAACAAACCACAGUCAACACAUGCUUUUGCAAUGACCUGUAUCUGGAUACAUUUGAACAGAAAAGCUCACAGCGACAAUUCCAAACUUCAGAUUCCUAUCCCUCAUUCUCUCAAGCUUCACCAUGAAUUUUUGCAGCAGAGUUUAAGGAAUAAAAGUUUGCAGAUGAAUGACUACAAGAUUGCCUUGCUGUGCAAUGCAUAUUCUACCAAUUCAGAAUGCUUCACAUUACCCAUGGGUGUUCUAGUAGAAACAAUUUACGGGAAUGGCAACAUGAGGAUCUCUCUCCCAGGAACUAAUUGCAUGGCUUCAGGGUCCAUCACCCCCUUGCCAAUGAACCUCUUGGAUUCACUUACAGUUCAUGCCAAAAUGAGCCUUAUUCACAGCAUAGCUACCAGAGUGAUCAAACUGGCUCACGCAAAAUCUAGUUUGGCUUUGGCUCCAGCCCUUGUGGAAACAUACAGUCGUCUGCUGGUUUAUAUGGAAAUAGAAUCCUUGGGUAUCAAAGGAUUCAUCAGUCAGCUCCUGCCCACAGUCUUUAAGUCUCAUGCUUGGGGAAUCUUGCACACUCUGUUAGAGAUGUUCAGCUAUCGCAUGCACCAUAUUCAGCCUCAUUACAGAGUCCAGCUGCUGAGUAAUCUUCAUUCCCUAGCUGCAGUGCCCCAGACAAAUCAGAAUCAGCUUCAUCUGUGUGUUGAAAGUACAGCUCUUAGGCUGAUCACAGCCUUGGGUAGUUCUGAGGUCCAGCCGCAAUUUACACGUUUCCUUAAUGAACCAAAAACAGUACUUUCAGCUGAAUCGGAGGAACUCAACAGGGCACUUAUUUUGACUCUGGCAAGAGCAACACAUGUUACAGAUUUUUUCACAGGAUCAGAUUCUAUUCAGGGGACUUGGUGCAAAGAUAUACUUCAGACAAUCAUGAGCUUUACACCUCAUAACUGGGCUUCACACACACUAAGCUGUUUUCCAGCUCCACUGCAGGCUUUCUUCAAACAAAAUAAUGUACCUCAAGAGAGCCGCUUUAACCUGAAGAAGAAUGUGGAGGAGGAAUACCGAAAGUGGAAAUCAAUGACCAAUGAAAAUGAUAUCAUCACCCAUUUUUCCAUGCAGGGUUCUCCUCCUCUCUUCCUCUGUCUUCUCUGGAAGAUGCUGCUAGAGACUGAUCACAUUAAUCAAAUUGGCUACAGAGUGCUAGAAAGAAUUGGUGCCAGAGCUCUGGUAGCUCAUGUUAGGACAUUUGCAGAUUUUUUGGUCUAUGAAUUUUCCACAUCAGCAGGAGGACAGCAGCUCAACAAGUGUAUUGAGAUUCUCAAUGACAUGGUGUGGAAAUACAAUAUUGUGACACUGGACAGGCUGAUACUAUGUCUGGCUAUGCGCAGCCAUGAAGGAAAUGAAGCUCAGGUAUGCUACUUCAUCAUCCAGUUGCUUUUGCUUAAACCGAAUGAUUUCCGAAAUAGAGUGAGUGAUUUUGUGAAGGAGAACUCCCCGGAGCAUUGGCUACAGAAUGACUGGCAUACUAAGCACAUGACUUAUCACAAGAAGUAUCCUGAAAAGCUGUAUUUUGAAGGCUUAGCAGAACAAGUUAAUCCUCCUGUUCAGAUCCAACCCCAGUACUUACCGAUAUACUUUGGCAACGUGUGCCUCCGCUUCCUACCAGUGUUUGACAUUGUGAUUCACAGAUUUUUAGAACUGCUUCCAGUCUCCAAGUCACUGGAGACUCUACUGGAUCAUCUAGGAGGUUUAUACAAAUUCCAUGAUCGUCCAGUAACGUACCUGUACAAUACUCUUCACUACUAUGAGGGACAUCUCAGGGAUCGUACAAACCUCAAACGGAAGCUGGUCCAUGCCAUUAUUGGUUCCCUUAAGGAUAAUCGGCCACUAGGGUGGUGUUUGAGUGACAUUUACCUCAAAUGUGCUAUGAAUGCACGAGAAGAUAAUCCAUGGAUCCCUGAUGAUAUUUAUUACUGCAAACUGAUUGCAAGGCUGGUUGAUACGAUGGCUGGCAAGUCACCAUUCCCAAACUGUGACUGGAGGUUCAAUGAGUUUCCUAACCCAGCUGCCCAUGCCUUGCAUGUUACCUGUGUUGAACUCAUGGCAUUGGCUGUUCCAGGAAAUGAUGUAGGAAAUGCCCUUCUGAAUGUUGUGCUGAAGAGCCAGCCAUUAGUUCCUAGAGACAAUAUAACAGCAUGGAUGAAUGCAAUUGGACUGAUUAUCACUGCAUUACCUGAGCCCUACUGGGUUGUCCUCCAUGAGCGGAUUGUGAGUGUUGUCAACAGUCCUAGCUUGACUUCAGAGACUGAAUGGGUUGGUUACCCAUUCCAGCUCUUUGACUUCACAGCUUGCCAUCAGUCUUACUCAGAGAUGUGCUGUAGCUACACAUUGGCAUUGGCGCAUGCUGUCUGGCACCAUUCAAGCAUUGGCCAACUUUCCCUCAUUCCAAAGUUUCUCACUGAAGUAUUGAUACCAAUAGUCAAGACUGAAUUCCAGUUACUCUACGUUUAUCAUCUUGUUGGCCCAUUCCUACAGCGGUUUAAUCAAGAGAGGACAAGGUGUAUGUUAGAGAUUGGGGUAGCUUUUUAUGAAAUGCUUCUCGAGGUGGACCAGUGCAAUACUCACCUCAACUACAUGGAUCCCAUAUGUGAUUUUCUGUAUCAUGUGAAAUACAUGUUUACUGGAGACAGUGUGAAAGACCAAGUUGAGAAAAUUAUUUGCAACUUGAGACCUGCUUUGAAACUUCGCCUACGAUUCAUGCAUAUCAGCAAAAUGGAAUCAGCUUCUGUUUCUCAACAACCUAUAAGCAAUGUGUCCCCAGCACCUCAGCCUAGUCAAGUGCCCGUUAAUGUUGCUUUGCCAGUGUCUCAGUAAAAAAGGCUCCAUCCUUGUGUCUCUUGUGCCAAGGAAGUCCAGCAUUAUCCAAGAUGAAAGUCCAGCCAAUGUGAAUCCCUUUCAGAAAGGAGCAGUGCAUUCAGGAUAAUUUCCACUACAGCAUCCCUUGCUAACUUCUGCGUAUAUAUGUCCUGCCUCUUCCCUGAUCAAAGAACUCCUACAUUCAGUGGAUGUCUAAAUAGCUGAUUGUUUUUUAAAUGCCUGUCGUUAUUCCCAUUUUCCUUAUUUGUGCCUCACUUUUCUGGUCAGUGGUACUAUUGUUUAGUACUAUUCACUUUUAGUAGCACAGAUAAAAUACAGUGAGCACUAUGUGCUCUUUUCAUUUUUCUUUGAUACCAUUUUCCAAGACAAGGACCUUCAAAUGAUUUUAGCACGACCAUGUUAAACUUAAAUUCCAUUUACUAGCAGGCAGGUUUAAACCCAUCUACUUGCAGAUCUUUGGAAACUGAUUUAAGGUAGACUCGGAAUCUUGUGGAGCCAGAGCUCGAUAAUGGCAGCUGUAACCUUUUCCAGCAGGCCUUCCUGAAGACAAGGGUACUAUGUGGGAAUAAAGACCCUGCUGAUGCAAAUCAAAGACAAUGUAUCUGCUGGAUGAACAGGCCUCUUUCAUCUGGCCUCCAACUUCAGAAAUGUAAUUAUAUUUAAAUGUAUAUAUUUAAGAGUUUUAUUUCUGUGGCCUUUAUUGUUGUAAUUUGCUACCUGGCUGUUAAAUUUUAGCAAUAACUAAAACUUUAUAUUUGUAGUAUUACUUUUUCCAUGUUAUAUUUUUCUGGUCUGGUGGCUCUUUUUUAAUGAUGUGGUUUGAUAUCUAAUGCAAAUGUACAUAUUUGUAAAAUAUUGUUCAUAUUUGGUAGCACUGAAAACAUUGUUGAAUAAAAACAG
Eublepharis macularius is the source of this 5031-nucleotide messenger RNA. RefSeq names its product mediator complex subunit 23 (gene MED23). The coding region runs from base 16 to 4128 and encodes 1370 amino acids. The transcript is spliced from 29 exons. Gene Ontology annotation, biological process: positive regulation of gene expression; regulation of transcription by RNA polymerase II. Gene Ontology annotation, cellular component: transcription regulator complex; mediator complex. The record is from RefSeq and is a predicted model, not a curated record. NCBI's taxonomy places the organism in Eukaryota, Metazoa, Chordata, Lepidosauria, Squamata, Eublepharidae.